AUGGCGUCGAUGGAAACCCUCCCGAUUGAGGCAAUCUACAACAUUGCAGACCUCGUCAUAGAAGAGGCAUUUGAUGAGAACAUCUUUGCAAAAACUCAAUUGGCUCUGGCCCAAACAAAUCACCACUUCUAUGAUAUCGUCAACCCUCGACUUCGUGCAGCAAGCUAUUGCUGGGCAGCUCGAGAGGGAAGAAUAGAUAUCCUCAAGAAAGCACAUGAGAAUGGCGCGAAUCUAAGCGGGACUGGGACGAUGAGGCCUGAAGAAAGAGCAACACCUUUGCACUACGCCAUCAAGCAGGGACAUCGUGAUAUCGUCGAGUACCUCGCUGAGAUUGGCGUGGAUCCCCAUGUGCCAGCCAGAGGAGUCUGCGAUUGCUGGAGCGAUAUCGAGCCUGUAAGGCCUUAUGCCCUUCACAUGGCCAUCCGACAUAGUGGCUUUGAAGGAGCUGAGAAAAUACUUGUCCAGAAGCUAGGAGCAUAUUGGACAUUUCAGGGAACAUCUGCUUUGGAUCAUGUUGAUCCUCACGAUGUUAAUGAUAGGGAAAUCAUUGACUUGCUCGUUAAACUGCCCGGAUCAAGACAUGCUGCUGAUGCAUUACGGUACGCUCUCAAGUGGAACGAGCCUGAGCUUGUGAACCGUCUGCUUGAGAGGUCUGACAUGGUUGCCUCUGCGCCUGAUUCUGAUGGUCAAACUCCUCUCUUCUGGGCGAUCCAGUACAAACGAGUGGAUAUUGUUAAGAACGGUUUCACUCCCUUACAGGUGGCCGUUGGCGUGAGAAGUUUACCACUUGUUGAACUGCUCCUCCAAUGCGAAGAAACCAAUGCUCGCAGGACUGACGCAGGAAAACCCAGUGCCCUCCACAUUGCUACCGCGCGUGGGGAACUACAGAUCGUGAAUGUCCUCUUAGAGCAAAACGGUCUUGAUGUAGCAUCCCCUGAUUCAACAGGGAACACUCCUCUACACUGGGCUGUCAGAAGUCGUGAUAAAAAGUACCAUCCAAGUUUGGUUAUGAUAUACAAUGAUGAUGACAAUAACGACGAUGAUGAAGACGAAGACGAUGAUAGUGAUACUUUUGACGAACCUGGGUAUAGAGAAGAAAGCCUCGACAUCAUCAAACGAUUACUAGCCAGACAAGAGGUCAACGCGGGAGGGCACGAUUAA
Messenger RNA from Fusarium odoratissimum NRRL 54006, 1161 nucleotides. RefSeq lists its product as uncharacterized. The transcript has 2 exons. Lineage: Eukaryota; Fungi; Ascomycota; Sordariomycetes; Hypocreales; Nectriaceae. The record is from RefSeq and is a predicted model, not a curated record. Gene Ontology annotation, molecular function: protein binding. Bases 1 to 1161 code for a protein of 386 amino acids.